UCCAUGUGGUUAAAAAUCCACGAACCCUUGAUUCCAUGUGUUUAAAACGGGUCCUCCCGAGUUUGUCGGUGCCGUGCUAAAUUAUGGCGAAGACACGUGGAAAAGCUGUGAAAAAGGCAAAGGUGAGCAGCAGCAAAAAGUCCAAUAUCCGUUCCAGUAAGUCACUAACACCACGUCGUGCUCGCGCACUGGGAAAGAGUUCUAAGAGUACUUCAGGUAGCAGCAAACCCCCAAAAGGCUUCUGGAAUAGAGCCAGUUAUGCUGCUGGUGUUAAAGCUGGAGUUAUCAAAGAUAAGAGAGUCGCUAAUGAUGCAAGGAAACAACAAGAGCAGGGAGAUGAGAAAGGAAAGGAAAGAAAACUUGACAAUGUAGAACAUGAAGGAGAGGAAGAGGUAGAAGAAGAUGUUACAGAAGAUUUUGCUGGAGAGGAUUUGGAAUAUAUCCAAUCCAUGGGUUUUGGAGAAUCGUUUCUUUGCAGUGUUGAUGACAGCGAACUUCCAACACAACCCAAAAGCAGCAAGAGAAAGAGGGGUGACCAUGAUAAUAAAUUGGCUCCCUAUGAAAUGGAGCCAAGAUCAGUUCCUAAAGCAACAACCGAUGCCCAGAAAAAGAUGAAGCAGCUUCUUCCAAUUAAGCAUGCUAAGGGUUUUGAGUUCAGAUGGGAGGAGGCUCGUGAAGAAAAGAAAGAAGAUCAAAGUGUGGAGAAUGAGGUGGAUCAGGAAGAAGCUAAGAAAGAGGUCGAAGAUGAGAAGGUCCCUCUUCCAGCUCUUAGCACUGUGGAGUUAUUUGCCCUAAGACAGAGGAAACUAACACUAAGAAAACAGAGGAUAGCUGGUUUAUCACAUGCAGUACUAACUGAUCCAGAAAGACACAUUGGUAAAUUAAGGGACCUUCGUAUGAUGCUGUUUGAGAAAGAAAGAGAUGUUGCUGUAACAGUUCAGAAACUAACUAUGGUGUCACUGGUUGAGGUCUUUAAAGACAUUGCUCCUGGAUACCGUAUACGAGAAUGGGGAGACAAAGCCAAAUCAGUUGAGCUGAGCAAGGAUGUGAAGAAGAAAAGAGAUUUUGAAGAAGGAUUACUGAAGCAGUAUAAGGAAUACUUAACAUUCUUGGAAAAAGCUUGUAGAGGACGCAAAAAGAGUAAAAAACAAUUGCGUCGAGAACAGGAGGCAGGUAAAACGAUCUUUGAACUCCCAGACAAUGCGAAAAAGAGUAUCGCUGAGGUAGCUGCAAGAUGUCUGUGCUCACUGAUGACAAGCUUGCAUCAUUUCAACUAUCGUACCAACAUCAUUAAUGUUGUUGUUUCACUCAUGGUGGAUGAAAAUGAAGAAGUCUCCAACACAUGCUGUCUGAACAUCAGACAACUCUUCAAGAUUGAUUUCUUUGGUGAGGCAGUUAUAGACGCUGUUCGCUUUAUUAGUAAACUUGUUCGCAGUCAUAGCUACAAUGUCCAGCCUAAGGUUCUGAAUGUAUUCCUCUCCUUGAAGAUAAAAGAUGUUGCUCUACCUGAGGAAGGAGACAGAAAGAAGAAACUUAUUGAGAAGAAAGAGAAACUAAAGAAGAUGUCAAGAUCUCAGAAGAGACACCAAAAACGUCUAGCAGAGGUAGAGAAAGAACUACAAGCUACAGAAGCCACUGAGAAUAAAAACAAACGGAGGAAGCUGCAUACAGAAAUCAUCCAAUCUGUGUUUGCUACAUAUUUUCGUAUUCUGAAGAAGGCCAGUAAUUCUGUUCUGUUGUCAUCGGUCCUGGAAGGCUUAGCCAAGUUUGCUCAUCUCAUCAACAUUGACUUCUUCGAUGAUUUAGUAAAGGUUCUGUACACGUUGAUCGAUACUGGGGAUCUAAAGUAUAGAGAGAGUCUUCACUGCGUCUUGACUGCAUUUCAGAUUCUAUCUGGUCAAGGAGAUGUUCUGAAUAUUGAUCCAACUAAAUUCUACUCACUACUCUACGUAACCAUGACUCAAGUACAUGCAGGUGAAAGCUGUGGUGAUGCUAAGCUGAUUCUUGACUGUCUAGAAGCGAUGAUUACUAAACGACAUAAGCAAGUGACAUUCCAUCGUGUUUUAGCUUUCCUAAAGCGUGUUACUACACUAUCACUACAGAUGCUGCCUAAUGGUACAUUGGGAUAUUGUUGUGCCAUAAGGAAUAUCAUGAAGUGGUACCCCAAAAGUGACCAACUGCUUGACAAUGAAAGUUUAGGAAGUGGAGUUUAUCUUACUGAGUUACCUGAACCAGAGCACUGUAAUGCACAGAACACAGCACUAUGGGAACUUCAUCUUCUCAAGAGCCAUUACCAUCCAACGGUUAAAAAGUAUGCUGAUCACAUAGCACGAGGGAAUCCUUUGACUGGGGUAGGAUCACUACCACUAGACCUUUCAAGAAUGUCAGCACAGAAGACAUGUAAGCAGUUUAACCCCGCUUCUAUGACCUUUAACCCCCCGAUCGAUACUAAGAGAGUAAAACGGAAGACAGUGAACUUGUUGUCAGGACCAGAUUCAGAAUACGUCCAAAAGCAGUUAGAGGACCUUGUGAGUAAAACGUUAUCAUCAACAACAGAUUGCAAAGACAUCGAGGAAGAUCUCCCCUUUUCUCAUUAUCGGAACCACAAACUGAUUGUUGGAAACCAGUUGAAAAGGAAAGACAUGACAGAUGAUGAGGUGAACCCAAGAAAGAAACUUAAAGUUCCAAGUAAUGAGAGUACAGAGACAAUAAGGAAUGGUCAGACAAAAAUAGAAAAGCCCAGACACAAGCGAAAAAGUGGACAGGUUGUUAAGUGAUGGUAACUAGGAAGUAAUAUGUAUGCUUCAAUAUCCAACUGUAGGAAAAAGUGGACAGGUUGUUAAGUGAUGGUAACUAGGAAGUUAUAUGUAUGCUUCAAUAUCCAACUGUAGGAAAAAGUGGACAGGUUGUUAAGUGAUGGUAACUAGGAAGUUAUAUGUAUGCUUCAAUAUCCAACUGUAGGAAAAAGUGGACAGGUUGUUAAGUGAUGGUAACUAGGAAGUUAUAUGUAUGCUUCAAUAUCCAACUGUAGGAAAAAGUGGACAGGUUGUUAAGUGAUGGUAACUAGGAAGUUAUAUCUAUGCUUCCAUAUCCAACUGUAGGAAAUAGUUCUGGAAAGACAUUCACUAUCAAAGUUUGGGUAUUUUAAGUUCUUAAUUUGCGAUUUGAAAGUCUAUGCUAUUACAAAACUGGAAUCAAACCUGAUUUAAUUUAUCCGUUUUUAUGUAAUAAUCAUUAUUAACCUUAAAGGCAGUGGACACUAUUGGUAAUUACUCAAAAUAAUUAUCAGCUUAAAACCUUACCUGGUAAUGAGUA
This is a messenger RNA of Asterias rubens (European starfish), 3315 nucleotides long. RefSeq names its product nucleolar complex protein 3 homolog. Gene Ontology annotation, biological process: DNA replication initiation. The record is from RefSeq and is a predicted model, not a curated record. Gene Ontology annotation, cellular component: nucleolus. The transcript has 17 exons. Gene Ontology annotation, molecular function: chromatin binding. Lineage: Eukaryota; Metazoa; Echinodermata; Asteroidea; Forcipulatida; Asteriidae. The coding region runs from base 84 to 2777 and encodes 897 amino acids.